Molecule: messenger RNA, 2301 nt
Organism: Acanthopagrus latus (yellowfin seabream)
Lineage: Eukaryota; Metazoa; Chordata; Actinopteri; Spariformes; Sparidae
Gene: cbln2b
Product: cerebellin 2b precursor
Exons: 4
Coding region: 667-1272 (201 amino acids)
Molecular function (GO): protein binding
Source: RefSeq, a predicted model, not a curated record
AAUGCACCGUGUGACAGCGAGGUUAUCCUCUGCAUCCUCCUUCAUUUCGGAUUUAUCAGGGAGAGCAAUGAGAAAGCCACGGCACAUGACUGACAAGACACUGAAGGGGCAAGUGAUCUCUGCCGAGUCCUGAGGGGCCCCCCGAGCUCACGGCAUUGCAGCUGAUUAAUAUGUAAACAAAACCCAUUAGUCCACGCGUGGUGCUCCUGGUUGUGGGAUACUUCUGAAGAGUCUCGUUGCAGUGGCUACACACAAAGAAUGGGCGUGAGUUGUCCCUGGAAAGAGAGCCCAGAGACUCUUGCUUCUUCAGCGCCAGCGAUCUGAGCGCUCAGUUCACAGUCGUGCGAGAGGCAGAGCGAGCACAGCAGCGGGAUGGAGAGCGCAGGAUUUACAACCGCAGUUGUCUGAAAAAACCCUCCCAACAUCGACUAAGACGCACAGGAGGGAGGGGAGUCACAGCCGGAGAGGGUCUGAGUGCGUCUGUGUGUCAGAGGGUGUUUGAGAGAGUGAGAGAGCAUCGCGGAUAGAGGAAGAAGAGAGAGAGAGAGAGAGCGCGAAGGGGGGAGAAGAGAGAAGGGAGCAAGUCUGGACCAGGUGAUCGAGUACUAACAAACCUCCAAGGGGCUGCCGGGUUGUAUCAGUGAGCACGGGAUCAGCGAUCCGACCAUGGUGCCCGCGCGCUGCCCGGGACCCUGUGCCAUGCUGGCUCUGACACUCCUCUUGGGAUGCGGCGUGGCUUCCUGCCUCGGCCAGAACGACACGGAGCCCAUCGUGCUCGAAGGGAAGUGUCUGGUGGUGUGCGACUCGAACCCUUCCUCGGACGGAGGGGUAACCUCCUCACUUGGCAUAUCAGUCCGCUCCGCUGGGGCAAAGGUGGCUUUUUCCGCCGUGCGUGGGACCAACCACGAGCCGUCAGAGAUGAGCAACACGUCCAUGACCAUCUACUUUGACCAGGUUUUAGUGAACAUCGGCAACCAUUUCGAUCUGAAGGCGAGCGUGUUCCAGGCUCCGAGGAGGGGGAUUUAUAGUUUCAGCUUUCACGUGGUGAAGGUCUACAACAGGCAAACCAUACAGGUGAACCUGAUGCAGAAUGACUACCCGGUUAUAUCAGCGUUCGCCGGUGACCAGGACGUCACGAGAGAGGCGGCCAGCAACGGAGUACUGCUGAUGGUGGAGCGGGAGGACCGCGUCUACCUGAAGCUGGAACGUGGCACCUUAAUGGGCGGAUGGAAAUACUCCACCUUCUCAGGCUUUCUGGUCUUUCCGCUAUAAUCUAAUCUGCGGUGCUGGGGGACCCUCUGCUUCUGUCGAAGGAACACACGAGAGAGAAAGAGAGAAAAAAAAAAUAGAAAAUACAAGAAAAACACGCCAUUUAUUUUUAACUUAAAUAAACUGUCAGCCAAGGAAAGCCGACGAAUAUCUGUAUACCUACACUCGUCCACUAUCUAGUCAAAUAUGAACGUUUUCCUUGGAGUUUCAUAUAUUCCGAAAAAAACAACAACAAAAAAAAUCCAUCAGUCAACUUUUACGCAACCCCUGGGAUGAUUCGACGUAUUGAUCGGCCAGUGGCUUCGUUGGGUAUGUGGAUUUUUUUCAUGCUUGGAAAAACAAAAAAAAACUUUUUUGCCAACAGACAAACGGGUGUGUACCUGGGCACAAACACCAGAAUGGACACGGGGAGAGAGAGAGAGAGGGAGAGAGGGAGAGAGAGAGUGAGAGAGCGAGAGAGAGAGAGGGAGGGAGGGAGAGAAGAGGACGAGAGGAGGAACUGAUGUCCUGGACAGGCCGAGUGUUGUUAUGCUCUGUUUUAUGUUUGUAUAGCCUUAAAGAAUAUAUGGUUUCCGUCCAAAGUGAAGUGUGUGGAAUUAUGGACAACCAGGAGAGGAAGGAGGAGAAGACGAAGAAGAAGUGCUUUCACGCCCAAGGCAAUUUUUUUUGCACGAGUGGAAGUUUUUACUUUAUGUUUUUUGUGCUGUCAAUGGUGUUGCGUUUGGAUGCUGAACAUAUUGAAAAUUAAGCCAAAUGUAGGCCGCCGACGAGUUUAUUUAAAAAGAGAAAAAAGGCGACAUAUUUCAGCCACCGGAGACGACUUAGAGCCCUUUUAUUAAAAAUGAAUAAUUAUAUAAUUUAUAUUAAAAAAAAAAGUACAUAUUCACAUUUAUUGUGUGUUCUACAUUUCGGAAUCUGCGUAGCUUUGACUGAUUUAAUGUUCAGUGACGUUGCUCACCAAAUGUACAUUGUGGAAAUACUAGAAGAAUCCCUAUAUGUCCCGCUUAAUAAAAGAUAUUGUAUUGUACUAUA